Molecule: messenger RNA, 870 nt
Organism: Adineta steineri
Lineage: Eukaryota; Metazoa; Rotifera; Eurotatoria; Adinetida; Adinetidae
Source: the annotation of a GenBank genome assembly
AUGACAAAUACUAAAAUAAUUCUUCUCUGGUGCUGGUCAUUGCUGGCACUUAUUCAAACUAUAUAUACAAGUUCAAUACAUGCUCCAUUUAUGUCUUUUUGUAAUCAAACAAUAAAUAUGUCAUCUCCUUUAUCACUCAUUUUCACACCAACACCUUCUUUAUCUUAUUCAUCAUGUUGUAAUUUCACAUUGAUUAAACCAUCUUUAUUCAGUUCAUCGGAACAUUUUAUAAUUAAUAUGAAUAUGUCACAAAUAAUUCCAUCAUUUCAUAUAUUUAAUAAACAAAUGCAAUCAAUUGAGUUAAUGAAUUAUUCAUUAUUUGAUCGAACAUAUUUUCGUACGAAUAUUAUUGAAUUACCACUUAUAUUUAGUUUAUGUCAAUUUAAUAUUCCAUUAUUUGAAAUUUUAAUAACAAAUAUUUCAAAAAGCCCAUGUCUCUCAAAUCAAUAUCGAUGUUUAAUAAGUAAUCAAGAUCAAUGGUGCAUAGAUGAAAUAUUUCAUUGUGAUGGUUAUUAUUCAUGUCCACAAGGUGCAGAUGAACAUAAUUGUUCAAAAUCUAUGCCAAGAUUAACUUUACCAAAAAUGAAACGAACUAUUAGCGGUGGUAUUGUAACAACAAUAAUUAUAUUUGGACUUUUAUUAAUUAUUAGUUCAGUUAGUAUAGCUGUUGCAUUUGUUUAUUUUCAACGAAAACGUCAAAGACGAAGACAAUUUACUUAUUCCCUUGAAUCAACUAGUGAUGAUUGGGAACCAUCAGGUACUGGUUAUCAUUUAUUUGAUAAUUGGACAAAUAAUCGACGUAGUACAGGAAAUCAUAUUGAUAAUGUUAUUAUUGAUGCGAAUGAACAUAUGCCUAUAACAAAUCGGUGA